ACUCACACCCUUCAUUUCUGUCAAUUCGGCAAGGACGAUUAAUAGGUGCUGGGAGUUAUGGUGUAGUUGUGAGAGGAAAAUUUCCAUUUUAUCAUGGAACAACAGCACUCAAAAUUACAGGAAGCAAUGCUGACUGUUGCAAAGAAGGGGAAAUUGGUGGAUUGCUACUGGGCCAUGAAAAUAUCCUCAAGUAUUAUGGGUACUGGAAAGUGGCAAGAAAAGAUUUGCACAAAAGCCUGCUCGAAAUACAUGACACCAAUUCAAAAAAUAAGUAUCCUAAGUCAACAUUUUUUAUAAUUCAUACCGAAUUUUGCAACGGGGGAAGCUUACAAGACUGGCUUCUUGGCUCAUUAAAUAACAAGUUACCAAAACGGCACUAUAGAAGCAGGGAAAAUGCGGAACAAUUUUUUGCUCAGAUUUUGGAAGGAGUGGCAUUCCUGUUCCAAAAGGAAAUUGUGCACGGGGACCUCAAGCCUCCAAAUAUUUUUCUACAUCAUACAAAAUCAGGAACGGUAUUAAAAAUCGGUGAUUUUGGUGGAGCCUUUGUGGCAAGCGGACAGGAGAGACGUGAAAUUCAUUGGACACCAUUAUACGCCGAUGUCGAGAGUAUUGUCAACAAAAAGGUGUCCUUCAGUUAUGACAUGUACUCCGUUGGCUGCAUCUAUUCCAUCAUGUUCAUGUCGAAAAUAAUGGAGAUGGAUCAAGAUCUAGUAGAGAACAGAGAGAACACGCUCUUCACAAACUAUUAGUACAGGUCAAAACUUCCGGAUUUUGCAAUACUCUAAGAUUCCAAAACCAAUCUGAAAGGGGACAAUUAAUUGAGCAAAUGUUACAUCCCAACGAGACGUACCGACCAAAUCCACAAGAUGCAAAAACACUGUUCACUAAAUUUCUAAAGAGUAAACGAUCCGAAUCAUUCCAAAUUCCUGGCCGAAAUCCUUUGUUCCGAGGUAGAAAUGACGUGUUCUUCAACAUAUCUCAAAAUUUGUCCCCACCUAAACGUUUGCUGCUUUAUGGGCUGGCUGGAACUGGAAAAAAAUCUAUCAUUGCAGAAUAUCUGUAUAAUUCAGAAAUUGUCGAUAAACACAAUGUCUACUGGUUCCAUGCUGACUCGUUGUCAAUUUUGGAACGGGAAUAUGUCAGCUUUAUGGAAACCAGAAAUUGUGGCACAAAAAUCCCUCAUGUUAAAUCGUGGCUUGAAAGUGAUAAUUCAAAUUGGGUAGCCAUUUACGAAAAUGUCCUCUCGUAUGCAAGUAUUCAACACCUCCUCCCAAAAAACAACGGUAUUGUUGUUUACACAUCGCGGAGUGCAUCCUUUCCCCCGGAAUUCUUUAAAAUCAAUGUUGGCCUUUUACAAUUGUCAGAUUGUGCAGAGUUUAUACAAAACGCGAUAAUUCUCUCCGACGUCAAAAACACAAUAUCUGUCCCCACUCAAGCGGAAUGUGCACAACUCUCAAAGGAAAUGGGAUAUCUUCCAACAGCAAUUGGACAAGCGUUGGCCUUCAUCUGCAGUGAUAACAACGAAGUGACUACAGUUCCAGAUUUUUUGGAAUUCCAUCGCAAAAACAUGGAACAAUUUGACACUGAUGGGAAAAUUAUGAAAUUCGCAAAGACGAACUUAAGCCCUAUCUAUGCCACAUUGCUAGGCACACUUUAUCAAAUUAAGCAAGAAAGCGAACUUGCUUUCCGAUUUGUAAAAGCAAUUUCAUACUUACACUGUGAAAACAUACCUGCUUCUUUUAUUGACACGUUUUUCGAAGGGCAAGAUGAAGGCAAUACCAAACUAAAAACUCUGAAAAUAUUAAACUCUUAUUCAAUCCUCCAACGUAGUGAAACAAGUGACGCAAAGUUUUCAGUAUCUCGAGCUCUUCAAGAAACAGUUACGAUAACCUUUUACUACGAAUUUAACGAGACGGUGCAAGACAUUGGCAAAAUAUUAAAACAAUAUUUACCCAGAAGAAGCAACCCGUUGAAAGGGUAUGGAUGUGUGCUAAAACAGGGAGAAUUAAUUUCCCAUCUCGAAUCUAUUAUUGACCACAUUGACAAUUAUGUAUCGUUUGUUCAAAAAGAUUCAAAAAUUCUUACUGUCGAACAGCAAGAAAACCUCAGAAGCGUGCUGAGGAGACUUUUGAAAAAUUUAAAAUCACUUAAACGAGCUUACGUAACUCUGCAAAACCGAGAAGCUGUUAAAAGCAUAGCAAAUCGAAUAGAACUACUUGAAACAACCCUGUAUGGAGAUGAGAGUCGUUUUCUUGGAAAUAUUCAAAUGGCAAAUGGCAAAUUUAUUUUGCAAUCUGCAAGCAUGACAAGAAAUGCCCCACAAUUUGAGGAAUCAAUAUUUCAAGCAAUUGAUAAAUUCAAGGAAGCCGUUCCACUAAUAGAAGCUCAAUGCAAUGUAAACUCAAACCGAUUUUACCUGGCAGACUGCUACAGUUAUUUGGGGGAUUGUUACGCAAUGUUAGUAGGGAGACAGCAUUUUCAAGUUUCAUGGAAAGGUUAUUCAGACGAGGGAAGAAACGGGGCUGAAGAUCGAUUACAUUUGUCACAAACAUACUACUUUAAAGCAAUAGAUGAACUUCAAAGUGUUUUAAAAGAUCAUAUAAAAGUUUUCUUUCUUCAGAAAAUUUCUUCAGUAUUUCAUAAAAUGGCAACGAAUUCUAAAAAAUUUCCGUCAUCAUGCGACCAAUCAUUGAAGGAGGAAGUUUUUCUGGUCCUCUCAAUUCACUAUGAUAUGCUUCAAACCCACAUAACUGCACGAGGUGUAGACGUUGACGUCGAAAAAGUCUUAAAAAACUACAGACACUUCCAAAUUGACCUGGAUUUCUUGAAACGUCUGCUCGAGUCUUGGGUAGCUAAGUCUCAAAACACAAAGAAAAUGUUAUGCCGUCUACAUGAUUUUUAUCACGAGCAUCUUUCUGACUACAGAGAACAAUACACUCUCGUGCAUAACGUACUGGACAACAAAAGUACAAGAAAUGUGGUCACAUUCGGUAAAAAAUAUAUUAAACCAGAUCGCUUAACAGCUGGAAGUGGUACUGAAGUGAUAUUAAAGGCUUUGGAUGAUUUGAAAUCGUCAUCCCCGGACAACCAAAUCGCCAUAGCAAGCAUACAUCUACUUCUCGCCAAAUCUCUUCGAAAAGAGAGUAGGAUAAGAGAAUCUUUAACAAGCCUUGAUUCUGCAUUGUCCAUUUAUCUCAAACAAUACACAGGACAUAGUACCACACUUGCUACGUUAUACACACGAAUGGCCGAGUGUCACGUUCUGCUUAACGAAAAACCUGAAGCUCGUCAACUCUACGAACAGGCUUACAAUCUAUGGAAAACAUUUAAUUUAUUGGAGAAGAAGAAGAAAAUAAUUUUUAGCGACUUUCUUCAGAAAUAUGCUGCCACCAUACCGGAUGAGGAGAUUACAUUGAAAAUACAACUAUGGGAAGAGUGCUUAGCAUUUGCAGAAAAAGCUGAAAUCAAGAAUGAUGGGGGACAUGUCGGUUACAUUAAAGAAAUCCUUGGAUCACUGUAUUUGGACAAGGGGGAUUUUUCAUCUGCUUGGAAAAUGUUGCAGGAGGCUUUGGAUAUUUUCAACAAGUAUGAAGUAAUACCAAAGGGGGAUGCCUCUAGAGUUGCUUGCAUGAAGAAGCUUAUCAAAUCUGUAGAACACUUAAAGUGCGCAAAGCCUUUGUCAGAACGAUAUUCAAAAGCUUUGACACUGGAGACCACUACUGACAACGAAAAUAGUGUCCCACAACAGGAUGAGGAGGGUCAAGGUAUUAGGAAGCUCAGGCGGAAUCGAAAACCAGCCAGAAUAAAAUAUAAAAAGAGAAGAGAAAUCUGGAUGAAAAAAAUUGAUACUACAAAUAAUUGAAUUAGUCAUAAAAAAUACUGUUGUGAUUUAUGCUAUUUAAAUUAUAUUAGACUUUCCAUAAUAAUACAUAUAAAAAAACAUAGCGGAUUGGUUAAUACUUAAGUCAUAAGUUAAUCUGUAUUUAUUUUCAUACAAAAUUUCAGAAAGUAAAGUUAUAGUUCAUUAAAAACAUGCGUGUUAAUUUCAAUUAAUGCAUUUAUUUCCUAAGUAUGUCAAUCUAUGUGAUAUAUUAUUAAUUAGUUGGUCAUUAGGAGUGGAUAAUUUGCUUGGUUAAAGUUCGACUCUACGUAAUGAGUAAAAGUUUUUAACUAAAAAUAUGUCACGUGUAUAAUUAUUAAUCGAUAGUUUAAAACAUUUAAUUCACAUCAAACAGAAAUCUCUAUAAAACGACCUUGAGACAUAAAACCUAGCUGUAAAUUUAUUUCGAGUGUGUACGUAUAAAUACCUACAAACACACCUUUAUCUCCUUCGUAAUGCUCUACUCGAAUUUCUUAUAGGUCAAGCCUCAUUUAAUUUAAUGAAGUAACAAUCACUAAAACAAUCGCAACCACACCAUCGAGAAGCAUCGCAAAUAAAACAAGGAUAUUGUUGUCUGUUAAGUAAUAUCAAUGUACAUAUGCACAUCUCAUCGUCCGUGUACCUGACAUUACUUACGAGCAUGUAGGGCUUAGAAGUCAAGGAAUAUGUUUGUAUGACGAAGGGUGUUGUUGCUUCUGUUGGUUUUACAUAUUGGUGGUGGUGACACAAUGGACCUCGAACACCCAGAGCGAGAUGCAUUUAAUAAAGUGUUUUGUUCAAGUUCAAAGUCGUGAUUUGAUCACAUCAAUUACACAAGAAUGAAAUGUAAGCUAGUGUAAUGGGAUGUUAAACAGGUGGAUAAGAAGAGAGAUUGAGGUUAUCUUGUGAAUAAUGAAAGUGAAUUCAAUUGUCUGGUUUCUGGGCCGGCUGGGUCAUGUGAGUGAUCCAUCUUUCUCGAUCUAUUAAGCAAAAUCAAUUAAUUAUUAUGAGAUAAAUGUAGCAAGUUCCUUCCGGGUUGUGAUGAUGACAAUACAUACAAAAGUAUCUACGUAAGCUACAUAUGUGUGAUGCAACAUUAUGCAAAUUAACUUACGACAUUGAAAUAUUUAUAGUCGAAUGCUAAACAAAACACUAAAGAAACUUUGUAAUUAGAAAAUUAAUUUCAAAAAAUAUUUACAAGUAAUUUUAUUAUGGAGAUAAUCUUGUAGCGACAAAUCCUCAAGUUUAAAUCUUUAUUAUUCAGGAACUAGAAAUUCCAUAAAAAUUGGAUUGCAUUUGUAUAAAUUUUUUGAUCCAGUUUAAUAUCCAUGAAUCAUGCAUGUUUUUCUCAUUUUUACGAGCAACUUGUAAUAAGUACUUCUAUACAUAUGUUCUGGGUGAAUAAUCACCAUCAAAAGUUUAGUUAUCAUUUCCUUACUAGAUUAUUACAGCCUAAUCCCAAC
Molecule: messenger RNA, 5322 nt
Organism: Folsomia candida
Lineage: Eukaryota; Metazoa; Arthropoda; Collembola; Entomobryomorpha; Isotomidae
Exons: 5
Coding region: 827-3862 (1011 amino acids)
Molecular function (GO): protein binding
Source: RefSeq, a predicted model, not a curated record